Eutrema salsugineum is the source of this 2157-nucleotide messenger RNA. RefSeq names its product putative clathrin assembly protein At4g25940. The coding region runs from base 152 to 1954 and encodes 600 amino acids. Lineage: Eukaryota; Viridiplantae; Streptophyta; Magnoliopsida; Brassicales; Brassicaceae. The record is from RefSeq and is a predicted model, not a curated record. The transcript has 14 exons. Gene Ontology annotation, molecular function: 1-phosphatidylinositol binding; clathrin heavy chain binding; phosphatidylinositol-4,5-bisphosphate binding. Gene Ontology annotation, biological process: clathrin coat assembly; vesicle budding from membrane; clathrin-dependent endocytosis. Gene Ontology annotation, cellular component: clathrin-coated pit; clathrin-coated vesicle.
CUAACAGAGCAAAAACCAAACUCGGUCUUUGUCUUCCUUAUCUUCUCCUUUCUCUCUCUCUCUCUCUUCGUCGUAUGAACGCAUCGUAACAGAAUUCCGGUGAUCAUCGCCGGAAUAAUCAACCGAUUUUCCAGAUUCCGAUUAUCCCUAAAUGGCAAUCAGCUUCCGGAAAGCCGUCGGAGCGCUUAAAGAUUCCACCACCGUCAGCAUCGCAAAGGUCAACAGCGAAUUCAAGGAUUUGGAUGUUGCGAUCGUCAAAGCAACAAAUCACGUCGAAUCUGCUCCCAAAGAACGCCAUAUUCGUAAAAUAUUCUCUGCAACAUCUGUAACAAGACCACGAGCAGAUGUUGCUUACUGCAUUCACGCAUUAGCCAAGAGAUUAUCCAAAACUCACAAUUGGGUUGUCGCGAUCAAAGUGUUAAUAGUGAUUCAUAGAACACUAAGAGAAGGUGAUCCCACAUUCAGAGAAGAGUUUCUCAAUUACUCACACAGAGGACAUAUACUUCGAAUAUCUAACUUCAAAGACGAUACAAGUCCUCUUGCUUGGGAUUGCUCUGCUUGGAUUAGAACAUACGCGCUUUUCCUUGAGGAGCGGCUUGAGUGCUAUCGAGUUUUGAAGUAUGACAUAGAGGCAGAGCGUUUACCAAAAGGUUCAGGUGCAUCUUCAAAGAAGGUGGAUUUCAAUGCUUCUCAAACGUAUAGAACAAGGAUGUUAUCUGAUGAAGAACUGCUAGAGCAGUUACCUGCUUUGCAGCAGCUACUUUACAGGCUUAUCGGUUGUAAGCCAGAAGGAGCAGCCUAUAGCAACUAUUUAAUCCAAUACGCACUUGCAUUGGUGCUUAAAGAAAGCUUCAAAAUAUACUGUGCCAUUAAUGAUGGAAUCAUUAACCUUGUAGACUUGUUCUUUGAGAUGUCAAGACAUGAUGCAGUAAAAGCUCUAAACAUAUAUAAACGGGCCGGCCAACAGGCUGAAAAUCUGGCUGAUUUUUAUGAGUACUGCAAAGGUCUAGAGCUAGCGAGGAACUUUCAGUUCCCAACCUUAAGACAGCCUCCUCCGUCUUUUAUUGCAACAAUGGAAGAUUACAUUAAAGAAGCGCCUCAAAGUGGUUCUGUACAGAAAAAGCUGGAGUAUCAAGAAAAGGAGGAGGAACAAGAACAAGAAGAAGAACACUCUCCGCAGCCUGAAGAACCUGCAGAAACCGAUAAUCAAAAUGAAAACACCGAAGCAGAACAGCCGCUUAUCGAAGAAGAGGAAGAGGAGAAAGAAAAAGUAGAAGAGGAAGAUGCUAAACCUUCAUUUUUGAUAGACACCGAUGACUUGCUGGGUCUGGGUGAGAUAAACCCAAAAGCCGCAGAGAUAGAGGACCGAAAUGCAUUGGCUCUCGCAAUAUAUCCACCAGGUCAUGAAGCUCCAGGCCCAUCAAACAGUUUAAGCUUAAUAGAAACAGGUGGAUCCGGUUGGGAACUAGCACUGGUCACUCCUCAAAACAACAACAACAACAUUGCUCGCCCCGCGUCUGACACCAAACUUGCAGGAGGAUUCGACAAGCUACUGCUUGACAGUCUGUACGAGGACGAUUCAGCGAGAAGACAGAUCCAACUAACCAAUGCUGGCUAUGGACAUGGUGGCACAGACACAGCAGCAGCAGCAGCAGCACCACCACCACCAAACCCAUUCGAGAUGCAACAAGAUCCCUUUUCAGUGUCCAAUAACAUUGCUCCUCCAACUAAUGUUCAAAUGGCAAUGCAACAACAACAGAUGAUGAUGAUGCAUCAAAGUCCUUAUAACUACUCUCAUCCUCAAGAUCAUCAUCAUCAUCAACAUAAUCAUCAGUUCUCAGCUGCAGGUUCUUCUCCUUCUAAUCCUUUUGGAGACCCUUUCCUUGCCCUCCCGCCUCCACCAGGCUCAGCUGGUCCGCAGCAGCAAAACAGCCAUCAUCAUAUGCUCCUCUAGAGUAACAACAUCUCACUUGAUAAUAUCUGUGUUUGAUGUGGCAUUCUUUCAUUCUUUCUACCUCUUCUAUUCACUGGUGAUGUCUUAGCCCUUUUUUGCCAAUAAAUUAUGUUUUUCUUUUGUAUUGUCUCUUCCUACCUUUUUAAUCUUUCAGCACUUACUUGAUUGGCAUUAUUUUUUAAAAAUUAGUAGUCUGAGUUGUG